Molecule: messenger RNA, 3376 nt
Organism: Esox lucius (northern pike)
Lineage: Eukaryota; Metazoa; Chordata; Actinopteri; Esociformes; Esocidae
Gene: traf4a
Product: tnf receptor-associated factor 4a
Exons: 7
Coding region: 389-1822 (477 amino acids)
Biological process (GO): signal transduction; positive regulation of JNK cascade; activation of NF-kappaB-inducing kinase activity
Molecular function (GO): protein binding; zinc ion binding
Source: RefSeq, a predicted model, not a curated record
ACUUGUAGAGUCGAGAGCAUUGUCUACAAUCUGUCAGUGUUACCUCUGCUGUGAAGAGGAUUACAGAAACGUUUCCUUCAUAUUUAGACCUAAAGGAAGAUUGUCAGAAAACAAUAUCGCCCGGUUUUUAUUCUAUAACGUUUGGCUUGUCGACGCUUCCCUUUUUUCCAUGCACUCGGUCACCUGGUAGCUGGAGAGACGGCGGAACUGACUCAGUCGACAGCCUGCCUACUCGUCUCGCAAACCUAUCUGUCGCUAGUUGGCGAGGGGGACAUAAAUAGAGAAGAAUCACUCUGACGGCAAUCAAAUAAGAGACAGCGGCUACAUCAAACCCUAGAUCACCCAGGACGCAUCCGAGACGAGUGAGAAAGACAUUAAUCUGUAGUGUAUGUCUACUAAUCCUGCAGCAAUGCCGGGGUUUGAUUAUAAGUUUCUGGAAAAACCGAAGAGACGAUUUCAGUGUCCUUUAUGCAGUAAAGCAAUGCGCGAACCCGUUCAAGUUUCUACGUGUGGCCACCGAUUUUGUGACACCUGUCUACAAGAAUUUUUGAGUGAGGGAGUCUUCAAGUGCCCUGAAGACCAACUGCCCCUGGAUUACGCCAAGAUCUAUCCUGACCCGGAACUGGAACAGCAGAUCCUGGCCCUGCCCAUCCGCUGCAUUCACAGUGAGGAGGGCUGUCGUUGGACCGGACAGAUGAAGCAGCUCCAGGGCCACUUUUCCACCUGCGCCUUCAAUGUGAUCCCCUGCCCCAACCGCUGCUCCCUGAAGCUGACCCGCCGCGACCUUCCCGAUCACCUGCAGCACGACUGCCCCAAGCGCAAGGUCAAGUGUGAGUUCUGUGGCAGCGAAUUCACCGGGGAGGCCUAUGAGAACCACCAGGGCGUCUGUCCCCAGGAGAGUGUGUACUGUGAGAAUAAAUGUGGCGCUCGUAUGAUGCGCCGGCUCCUGUCUCAGCAUGGUCUCGCUGAGUGUCCCAAACGCACGCAGCCAUGCAAGUACUGUGGCAAGGAGUUUGUCUUCGACACCAUCCAGAACCACCAGUACCACUGCCCUCGGUUUCCAGUUGCAUGUCCAAACCAGUGUGGCACCCCGAACAUUGCCCGGGAGGACUUGGCCAAUCAUGUGAAGGAGAACUGCGGCAGUGCCCUUGUCCUCUGCCCCUUUAAAGAUGCCGGCUGCAAACACAGGUGCCCAAAGCUGGCGAUCGGUCGUCACUUGGAGGACACAACCAAGUCCCACUUGACCAUGAUGUGCAACCUGGUGGGGCGUCAGCGCCAGGAGAUUCUGGAACUGCGGAGGGAGAUGGAGGAGCUGUCAGUCAGCAACGAUGGAGUGCUCAUCUGGAAGCUUAGCGAUUACUCCCGUAAACUCCAGGAGGCUAAGCUUCGGAACAACCACGAGUUCUUCAGCCCGCCCUUUUACACCCAUCGCUAUGGCUACAAACUGCAGGUGUCCGCGUUUCUCAACGGUAACGGCAGUGGGGAGGGAUCACACCUGUCCAUCUAUAUCCGGGUGCUGCCAGGGGAGUACGACAACCUGCUGGAGUGGCCCUUCUCUUACAAGGUGACCUUCUCUAUCCUGGACCAGAGUGACCCAUCACUGUCAAAGCCCCAGCACAUCACAGAGACCUUCAACCCUGACCCCAACUGGAAGAACUUCCAGAAGCCGUGCAGCACCCGCAACUCACUGGAUGAGAGCACCCUGGGCUUUGGCUACCCCAAGUUCAUCUCCCACGAAGAGAUCAAGAAGAGGAACUACAUCAGGGAGAACUCCAUCUUCCUCAAGGCUUCCAUAGAGAUUCCCCAGAAGAUCAUGGCCUGAGGGAGUUUUUUUGGGGGUGGGGGUGAAAGAUAGGCUUAAGACUGAUAUGACACUUACCUUGUGAACUUUACCACACUUAUCAUUUAGACCCUGACUCACUGUCCAUAUCCUUCCAGAUACUACUGCAGGACCUGUUAGUCUGCCGGGUUGUGUUGGAGGACUGGACAGGAAGAUGCCGCUAUAUUUAAGUGGAGGAGAAUUUUAAGUGAUUGGUCUGCAGAAACCAUAACUGAAUCCUUUCAAAAAUGUCUUCUCAAUCUGCAACAAAAAGCCUUGGAAAUCAACAGUGCCUAGAGAGUUUAAGUUAUUUUUAUUUUUUUGUAGCUAAUUCUGCAGCACAGAUGUAAAGAUUAAGAAAGGAUCGAGGGAUGUUCUCGGGGUGGAAGGCUUCCUUAAGCCUUUGCACCUAGAAAGAAUGUUUGGCUCUGGUUUGAACCAUCCUAUUUGACAACAAUUAGCCAAAAGAAUAGGGCAAAGCUCAGGCUAGUGGAAGAAGCUCAUUACACACUCAAGCCCAACUGCCUUUUGUUUACGUGCCCUUACAAUGAUCCCAGAACAAAUGCAAAUCUCUCGGUUAGAAUAUUCUACAUUGCCGUUAAGCCUAUUGUAAGCAAACAAUAUAACAGCUGUGAAUUAAGGGUAUUUCUUGUUAUCACUCUUCCGUCACUGUCAACAAUUUGUCAUUUGGUUCAUUCUAUAUUGCUUAGAAUAAGGAGAUUACCAGCCCUAUACAAAGAGAACUGCAACGAUUUGACAAAGGCAGACUUGUAAGCCUCUAAAAGGCUACUUUUGUUGUGUCCUUGAAAGAUAGAUACAGUAGAUGGGUUCCUCAACUUUACUGAUCAAAGGUGCUAAUGUACUUUCUUUGAAUGGGUAGAACCAAAUCUAACCCUAAGUCUUGUGAAGAGGCGACACAGUACAUGUGCACUUAAGUUUGAAGAAAAAGCCAUGAGAACAGGACCUGUUUACAUAUCUGGGUCUUGGUAGGUAGAGAAAAGACGUGCGGGAAGACAUCAACAGAAAAACCUGCGAAACAAUGUGAUACUACGUGGAACACAUUUUUGUACUGUAACCUGUAUUCUUGAAAUCUUCUCCCCCGACACUGAGGGCUUUUUGCAGUGAAGUAACUGUUAAAUGGAACCAAAUUCUUUUUAUAUUUGAAAAAUGUGAGCAAUUUUUUUUAUGUGUUAUAGACAGAAAGUAAUUGGAGUGAAGUAACUGAACAGAGAGGGCUGUGAAUUGAAGUGCAUUGUUUUUACUCAACCCAGAUGGGCAUUGGGGCUGAAAAAUGGUUAUGCCUUGGUCCCCUCGUGAGAAAGAUGUGUGAAUUCCUCGGUAUAGGCUGCAUCUUAAUGGUAUGGCGCUGUUGGUUACCAUGGCCACCAGCAAGCAUCUUCAACUCGGCACAUGAGCUGACCAUAAAGAGCGGCUGAAGAGGAGCAGCCAUGUGCAAUACAUCGGUUAUAGGCUCCCAUUAGACCAGUAACAACCGCACUAGAGGACUUUGAUCAUAAUAUGUGAAUAAUACUGAUGUAAAAAAAAAAAAAAAAAAAA